Messenger RNA from Cloeon dipterum, 2500 nucleotides. RefSeq lists its product as uncharacterized. Bases 254 to 1795 code for a protein of 513 amino acids. The transcript has 2 exons. The record is from RefSeq and is a predicted model, not a curated record. NCBI's taxonomy places the organism in Eukaryota, Metazoa, Arthropoda, Insecta, Ephemeroptera, Baetidae.
GCUGCCUAUUCUCCGCGGACGAAGCGAUCGAUGCGGUUGGCAGCUCGCAGUGUUAUCAAUCGAACCAAUUAGCUCGCGUGUUUUGCCGUUUGACCUGAUAGCCUGGCUGCCUGCCGAAGCUCCAGCAGCAGCAGCAACAGCAGAGGUAGUAGAAGAGAAGCAGGCUCACCUCGCGCGCCGAUGGCUGCAGGGGCGCUCUGCUAUAAAUGCCCUGAUACUCCCCGCCUCGCGACACUACUCCUUUGACCACACCAUGUUUCGCCACGCGCUGCUCCUCGUUUACCUUUUGGGCAGCGUACUCUCCACACCCGUUUUCUAUGGCAGCGUUUAUCACCAGCCCGUCUACUACUACCACCAGAGCCCGGCGGCGGCCUACUUCCGCACCCCUUACCACCCCUACGUGCCCACCCCCGCGUACUACCAGCCGCACCGAGUGGCCGCGACCCCCGUGUCGGAUGCGGUCGCCAAGCCCUUCGUGCGGGGCAACGAAGUCCCGCUGAACGACGUGUCCGACGACGCCACCGUAGUCGAAGCAGCCCCCGGCCCCGCCACUCCCGUCGUCAACCCCAAGAACGUGAUCGACGCCGGACAGAUUGCCCCCGGCCUGAUUUUCCGCGCCGCGGCGCCGCCCGUCGUGGUCGUCUCGCAGGGGGCGCACCUCGGCAACGUGCAGCCAUCCCAGGAGGGCUACUCGCAGGACGGAUUCGCCAAUGACGCGCCCCCGUCGGUCAUGACGCACGGACCCAGCCCCGGCUCGUACACGGCCGUCUCGUCGGACGAAGAAUCUGAGAGCACUCUGUUCCAAUCGCAGGACGGAAGUGGAAACAUCCUCUUCGGCUACAGCAGCCCCCAGCAGGCGCGCCUCGAAGCCAGGUCGCUGGACGGCUCCGUCCGCGGCUCCUACAGCUACGUCGACCCUGAGGGCAAGACCGUGAAGGUCAGGUACUCGGCAGGCAGGGACGGCUUCCAGGUGUUCGACGAGGACGAAGCGUCCAGCGUGCUACCCAAACAGGUGCAAGACACCCCCGAGGUGGUGGCCGCCAAGUCGCUGUUCGCCCGGCUCUUCCUGCAGGCCAAGCUGCUCGCCGAGCAGUCCGACCUGCCCGCUGCCACGCCUGUUGAGGUUGCGGAGCAGCCCCAAAAACCCGAGGAGCCCGUCGUGCCGGUGAAGGCUGAAGAGAACGAGCAGUACGACAACGACGAGAAAAUUCACCCGCCAGACAGCAUCUACACCGUGAGCGAGGGGCUCAAGGGCGUGGAGGAGGACCUCGAGUACUACGGCGCGGCCAAGGGAACCAAGCCCAUGACCUACGCUUCCCACUUCCACCCGUACGGCGCACCCCAGGGCGAGCAGCAGCACCUGCGGAGGGCCGCAGUGGCCGCCGCCGCGCCGCCCCAACUGUCUGCCUACUCGGCGCCCAGUCUGCGUGAGCAGCAGCACCUGCACCGCACCGGCAAGAGCCUCGGCCUGAGGAAUCCAGCUCCCGAAGGCAAAUUCGCGUCGUUCGGCGGACAAACGGUGCCAGUGUUUGUGGGUGUGGCUCCGCCGCCGGAAUCCGAGGAGAUCGCAAACACCAGGUCGGCGGCUCUGUCGUUGCCCGACCAGCCCGAGCAGCCCAAACAGCCUGAGCAGAAGGAGCAGAAAGAGCAGCAGGCGAUCCCGCCGGCCUCUAUCUCGCAAAAAGCCACCUUCUUCGGGGCCGUGCCGGUGGCCGCCGUGCACGACACGCAGGUGUCGCCCAACCAGAGGGUGCAGGACCACCAGACCAAGCCCGUCUACAUCGAAUCCAACUGAACAUGCUCAGCAGAAUGUGCGCGAAAGGGUGGCUGAUCGAAAUCGGAGCUCUUGUGUGUGUGUGUCGGCGUCCGCGGCAGAGGGUUUUUUGUGUCUCGGCGGUGCAUGUAAAAGUCGUAAAUAUGCACUUGCUCGAUUUUGAUCUGCCACUUUUUCAACGCACCGCGGACUCUAAUUGGACGACGACUUUUAUUGAGUACAAAAAGCGCACGCGGAUUCCUUCUUGCCAUACAAGUGAUUACAAAAAAGACUAUAAAAAAGUGGAAAAUGAUGGCAGCACGAUAUUAUAUUUAGUUUUAAAUGUUUUUAGCGUAAGGGCGGGCCUCAGUAUUGCUGUGCACGGGAUUUUGUAAUGGACUUUUUUUAAAUUAAACCGAGCGGUGUUAUUUUAUGCAUAUCUUUAAACGUUUUUGUGGUUGGCGAGUCGCACGAGACGGCAGUGAGAGAUUCCGAGAGCGCGGCGAAUUGUGAGAUUUCUUCAGCACGAUACUCAACUCCAUUCACGCGAUAUAGCUUUGAUAUCAAAACGGUUUGGUUUGGUUGACAACGCGAUUUUUGCAAGAUCCUGAAAAUGACAAAACACGAGAGCGAUACAUUGAAUUACAUAACAUUUGAAAAGAUGAAGCAGGACUAGAAAAUAAUAUUGUCUAGCUGUUUAUUUUUCUGCUUUUGGAAUCUACGAUAAUAAAUUAGUUGUGAUAAGAA